Molecule: messenger RNA, 891 nt
Organism: Leishmania braziliensis MHOM/BR/75/M2904
Lineage: Eukaryota; Euglenozoa; Kinetoplastea; Trypanosomatida; Trypanosomatidae
Product: enoyl-CoA hydratase/isomerase family protein,conserved
Exons: 1
Coding region: 1-891 (296 amino acids)
Biological process (GO): fatty acid beta-oxidation
Cellular component (GO): mitochondrion
Molecular function (GO): enoyl-CoA hydratase activity
Source: RefSeq, a predicted model, not a curated record
AUGCGUACCUGUGCCUUGCUGCGUACCGCAGCUGCGGCUGGCCCGUCUGUCACCAACUUUAAAGUGCUGCUCCAGGGUGAGUGCGUGCUUCGCUACGACGCAGCGUCGCAGGUCGCCAUCCUCUCAAUGGAGCGCCACGCGCGCAAAAAUGCGAUCGGCGUCAGCUUCCUGAACUGCAUCCAGCAGGCCAUCGACGUAUGCAUGGCUGGGGCUCCGUCUGCCGCUUCUACCACUGCCGCCGACUGUCCGCCCGUGCGCUGCCUGGUCAUUUCCAGCGCCGUCCCGAAAGUCUUCUGUGCUGGCGCGGAUUUGAAGGAACGGAAGGAGAUGUCUGUCGCGGAGUCGCGCGCGUUCGUUCAAUGUCUGCGUCAAACCUUUAGUAACUUGGAGGACUUGCCCAUUCCCACCAUUGCCGCCAUCGAGGGCAAGGCGCUCGGCGGCGGCAUGGAGCUGGCCCUGUCGCUAGACAUACGCGUGGCAGGCGACGGGGCCACCGUGGGCUUUCCGGAGACAGGGCUUGGCAUAAUCCCCGGGGCAGGUGGUACCGUGCGUGCGCCUGCGGUGCUCGGCGUUAGCCGUGCGCUGGAGCUGAUCCUGACGGCUGAGCAGGUGUCCGCUCAGCGUGCUCUGGAGCUGGGGCUCGUAAACCGUGUCGUGCCGGCCGGCUCGGCCCUUGAGUCCGCCCUGGACCUGGCACUGCGGAUCUCCAAGAACGGGCCGCUCGGCGUGUGUGCUGCGAAGAAGGCGGUGCGCUCUGCCGCGGGUAAGACGCGGGCGGAGGCGAUGCAGGUGGAAGCAGAGCAGUACGAGGUUGUGCUCCGCUCCGAGGAUCGCCUUGAGGGUCUCAAGGCCUUUGCAGAGCGUCGCACUCCCGUGUACAAAGGUAAGUAA